AUGGAGGAUGAGGUGUAUCCGCCAUAGGUUGCCAUUGCUGAGAACUAAGUCAACAAUCAUAUGGUAUUGGGUCUACCAGUCCAAGAAGGCGAGAAUCAGUAGGAUAGACUAUACCCUGGAGAGGUAUCUAUAUAGUAAGAAGUCUAUAACUACCCGAACUCACGAUAAGAAUAGUUAGACGAGAUGAUUGCUUAAUAAAGCUAAAUUGUAAACUAAGCUAGAGUUAAUAGAAGAGUAGAAGAAGUAGUACAGAACAAUAUCAUUAUAGCAGAUAAUGAAAACUAUGUUGGUGAUGUUCAGAGAAAUAGUUGGGGUAGACCUUAAUAUAGGUAGGCUAUAGUCAUCUUGAAUCGAAAUAUGCCAGCUGGUGGAUUUAUUUGCCCUCAUUGCCACUUUAGGGGAGUUCCUGAAGUGUUAAGGAAAAUAGGUUGGUAUCAAGUGCUUAUUGGAGUUCUCUUUGUACUGUUAUUUCCAUUUUUCUGUAUUAUUCCAUUUUGUUUUGAUUCAUGCUAUGAAUACAAAACCUACUGUGCUAAUUGCCAUAGAAGACUAAAGAUUAAUUAGAUCGCCUAAUGA
Molecule: messenger RNA, 576 nt
Organism: Stylonychia lemnae
Lineage: Eukaryota; Ciliophora; Spirotrichea; Sporadotrichida; Oxytrichidae
Source: the annotation of a GenBank genome assembly